GUGACCGUAACGCUUGCGACGAUUGGGCCUCCUUUUGAACUCCGAUUUAAUCCACCAUACACUCGUUACGCUUGGUUUCAUCAUUCUCCCUCUCUUUCUCUCUCUCUCCUCAAUUAUGCCACAUUAACCAAUUUUCUCCAAUCCUUUUUCAUUCCUUAUAAUCUCUCUUUCCCCUCUUUCCCCUCCCCCAAUUCCAGCCACUAUAUACCCACGGCAUGCCCGGCCGCCAUGCCCGCGGAACCUGACUUGUACCGCGAGGACCGCGAGGAUGCGCCGUUUCUGGCCUCCGAGUCCAAUGCGUCCAGCGAUGGCGCCCACGCCCACGAUAACGACCACAACGGCUAUACAAAGCCCACGUACCCAGUCCCCGCAACUGCCUCUGCCACAAACUCCGCCAGCAAGAUUACAUUCCGGCUGAAACUCAUUCUCUUCGCUAUGGUGCUGGCGGUGGAGGUCGGCUUUGCAUUCCUCGAAGGUCCGAUGGUCCGAAUCAUGGAAUCGAUCGCCUGUCGACAAUAUUACACCGAGGCGGAUCCGACUAAGAUUGGUGCGAAUGGCCAGGUCCCGGAGGAGCUGUGCAAAUUGGCCGAGAUUCAGGCCGAACUGGCGGCCGUUAAAGGAUACCAUAUGUUCUUUGAUGGGUUAUUAAGCGCGCUCAUGGCAUUCCCCUAUGGUCUGCUGGCAGACCGUCGUGGCCGCAAAUCAACCCUCAGCCUCGGUGUUCCCGGAUUCUUUCUAAACUCGGUUAUCACGAUCGUCGUCUUGUGGUUCUCGGAUAUACUGCCACUGCGGGCGGUUUGGCUAUCUUCUCUGGCAUGGUUGAUUGGUGGUGGACCGGUCGUGGCGUUUGCCAUUAUCUGGACGAUGAUGGCUGAUGUGACCAGCGAAGCGGAAAGGGCCGGUCUCUUCUUCCAAUUCGCUAUUGUCUCCAUGGGAGCCGAUUUUGUCUCUAGCGCCCUCGCUUCCUGGCUUAUGACCAUGGAUCCCUGGGCUCCGUUAUUAAUCGGAUACGCUAUCGUGACCGGUGGGCUGCUAUUUAUAUUCGUACUUCCCGAGACGAAGCACGCACUUCCAUCUCAAGACAUGGAGCAACCCCAUGUGGAGCUUUCCGAUCUCGCAGAGGAAUCCGACCCCAAGCACACCUACCAGAAGCCUGAGGAGGCUGGAAUAUACCACGAUGGCACUGAUAUGGACUUGGAGAACGACCACGAAGCGCACCUGACGUGGAGCUAUCCCACGCAGCAACCUCAGUCAUUAUGGGCCAAAUGCCGUGCCAAUUACCGAUUCUACAUGAAACCCUACCUUUUUAUCUUAAACCGAAAGCCAGUGCUUCUGCUUUUGACAGCUUUUUUGGUAUACCGUCUUAGUCGAGGCUCAUCCUGGUUUUUGACACAGUAUAUCUCAACACGAUACCAUUGGACACUUGCACAGGCCAACAUGCUUGUGGCCUCCCGACCAACGGUCUCCAUCCCCGUGUUCCUCUGGGGCCUGCCCUACCUCAAGAAAUACGCCCUGAAUCCACGCCGCACCACCACCGAGAAAGAUCUCUGGCUAUCCCGCGCGAGCAUCCUAUGCCUCACCAUCGGCACAUUGGGAAUCGGCCUCUCCCCCUCCGUGGCUACCCUAAUACCCAGCAUGAUCAUCCAAACCUCCGGAUCAGGCUUCGUAUUCCUCACCCGCUCAAUCAUCACCACCCUCGUCGAGCGCGACGAAACCGCCCGGCUAUACACGGUCAUCGAGAUUAUUCAAUCAUUUGGCAACGUCGUGGCCAGUCUAUCCAUUACGACGGUCUUUCAGCUUGGUUUGCGCCUUGGAGGAUUCUGGAUUGGUUUGGCGUGGAUGAUGACUAGUUCGUUAUUUUGCAUGGUGGCAGCCGCGAUAUGGUUCUUCCGGCUGCCACCCACACCACAGACGCCGGAGUUUGUGGUUGGGGAGUUUGAUGAGGGGGAAGGCUUUGCAUAGUUUUGCAUCGAGUUUGUAUAGUAUAGAGUCCGACCAUUUAGCGGCGUUCCGGUGUCAAUCAGCAUCAUUUUUGCAUUUUCUGAAUUAAAAAUAUUCUCUAUAGUACUUGUC
Penicillium brasilianum is the source of this 2073-nucleotide messenger RNA. NCBI's taxonomy places the organism in Eukaryota, Fungi, Ascomycota, Eurotiomycetes, Eurotiales, Aspergillaceae. The record is from the annotation of a GenBank genome assembly.